GUUCCAGUUUUCGAUAGGUUCCGGUAGCGGUGGUUCGCUCGUGUGCUUAUCGUUAAAAUUUUAAGGUAUUCCAACUAAAAAGACGCAAAACAGUGUACAUCAUUCGUAAUUUAGCCAUGAAUCGAUGUUGUUUCUUGUGAAUACUAGGAAAGUGCAGUAAAAUUAGUGUUUUAUUCUGGUCUUGAUGUAGUUUGACGUAGGUAGUUGACAUAUCAUUUCGCAAGUAGUCUCACGGAGGUGGUUUAUUUGUGUACAAUCUGUUUCUGUGGUAGAUAUCCGCACGGAUUUUAGUGAUUGGUGAUAAGUGUGGUUUGUGUUAUAAUUGAAGGAUCGAGUUUCCUUGGUGUUGUAAAUGAGUAGUGCGUGAUGUGAAGGUGGUGAAGUUAAUCCAGUUAGCGCGUUACGUGUGGUGAGGUACUGGUGUUUGUUUUCGGUUCCUGCGCCGUGAGAGCCAUGCUGGCUCGUUUGUCCCGCUGCGACGUUGAUGCACGACCGGGGGCGAAGCGGGUCGCGCCGCACAUUAGUUUUACUUCAUAAUGGCGAGUGCAGUAACGCGGCAGUUCAGUAUCGCCGCUCAAGAUGUUGCGUCCGGAGUCACCCCUCGCUGACCAUCGCAGCCUCCUGCCGCGCCGCCUGCUGCCCGCCAAGGCACAGAUCGCGCCAGCGGACAAGCGGAAGAACAGAAGAUCUCUAGAACUCAACCCACCCUCAAACGAUCAUACUCCCUACGACUAUUCGAAGCUGCUCAUAUCGAAAACGACCGACUCUUUAAACACAGAAUGCCCGCGCAAAUUGAUAAACAAACAAGACUCGACUGAUAGCUUAAAACGUGCACUGCUAUCUAAGGACGAUAAGAAAUCCAGCAAAGAGCAAGACAAGAAGGGUCAGAUCUCAAAACAAGACUCGAGUGAGAGUUUGAAAAAGGCUUUGCUUUGUCGACAGGACUCUAAUGAGAGUGUGAAAAGAAAAGAUGCUGAGGCGAAGAGGGUUCAGAAAGAUGAAACGAAGAGGGUUAAUGAGAUUAAAAGAGGAAGUGAUAAGAAGGGGUUGUUGGAGACGGAUAUAGAUGAGCCUUUGAAGAGGAUUUACGAGAGGCGGACGGGUUGUGCUCGGCCGACGUUGCCGCCUGUGGCUGAGAAGUCAGCGCCGGCUCCGAACACUCCGAAUGGCAGCCCGAACACGCCGAGCGUGGCGGCCGUGGCUGAGGGGCUCGCGCGAUGGGGCAGCGGCCUGCUGUCCCCGCGCGAGGAGCCCCGGCUGAAGGCUGCCCGGAGCUGGUACGGCUACGGCACGCUCUCCACAGACAGCGAUAAGAUGGGAGCAGGCGCGACUGGGCCUGGCGGGCGAAGGGCCCUGGAGCUGAUCCUGAGCGGGGGGCUCAAGUCCUUGGCAAGGCCCGCGAAGCCGGUCCGUAGGGCAGCUUCCAGGGACUCGGUGCUAUCGCAGCCGCAACCUUUGCUGGAAGGUCUUCGGAAAUGCUCGACGGUCCUCGCACUGACUGACCGCGAGAAGUCCUCGGAGCCGAUUCGAGCUCACAAUAGACUGCGCGCGCCCUCCGUCUGCUCCCGUUGUUCUUCGCUGCUGUCUCUCGCCGGUGCUGGAGGCUCCAGGUAUUCCCUGGACGGCGCUGGUGGUGGCUUUGUGCCGGCCGCCCCCAUCAACUGCAAGCUCUGCUUAGAGGACGCUACGGCUGAUAAAGUGACCCUCAUCUCCGGAUGCGGGUGUUCCUUCUGCACCAAGUGUAUGAAAGCUUACGUGGAGUUCGAAGUGUGCAAUGGUGCAUACGAAGUCUCCUGUCCUGAUGCACGAUGCAGAGUUGGUGCAGCUCUCAACUUGGAGGAGAUAUCGGACCUUGUGGAGCCCGCAGUUAUGGAAAAACAUCUGAAAUUCCGCCUUAAUCAUGAGGUGGCGAUGGACUCGGGUCGCGCGUUCUGCCCACGCGUGGGCUGCGACACGGUGGUGCAUGUGCGUGCUGCCAGUCCUGCACACUGCCCCACCUGCCGGCAUGACUUCUGUUCGCAGUGCAACCAAGAGUGGCACGGCGGCCUAUCUUGCGAGGCAGCGGCCGCGUCUUCAUCCAUGGGCGGCGCGGGCGCACCGCUCCUACCGGACUCGGAGCUCAUCAAACUCUGCCCGAUGUGCCGCGUUCCCAUAGAGAAGGACGAAGGCUGUGCACAGAUGAUGUGUAAGCGGUGCAAGCAUGUCUUCUGCUGGUAUUGUUUGGCGUCACUUGAUGACGAUUUUCUGUUACGCCACUACGACAAAGGGCCGUGCAAGAACAAACUGGGACACUCACGCGCAUCGGUCUUAUGGCAUCGUGCACAGGUGGUAGGCAUAUUCGCUGGCUUCGGACUCCUACUGCUGGUAGCCAGCCCGUUGCUGCUGCUAGCCGCGCCAUGCAUCGUUUGUUGCAAGUGCAGACUCUGCAACCCGAACCACAAGAAUCUCGAGGAGGUAGACGAAAUCGACAGCAUCAGUCCGACACGAGACGACGACGGCGACGACACGCGACCGACACGAUAUCUGUCGGACUGACGGCGCCGUGACGCCCGGUACUAAGCGCGGGAUUCAACACUUACAUGGAAAUAGUGACCGUUUUGUUAAUCGGUUUUGAAAUACUGGGAAAUAGUUUGCACAUACAUUCUGACCGAUUUAAGUAUACUGUAGAAAAAUGGGAAAUUAACUACAGUCCUCAAUAGAUAACUUUGUCCGUCUGAAUUCAGCCAUUGGACACAUGCGUAUGCGUUCAUUAUUAGUGGCCAAUAGAGCGGGAAAUUUAUCUGAUAAGAACUUUAAUCACAUUUUGAUUCUAGCCAGGGCCAGUUUAGGCCAGUGUGGGGCCUCUAGCAAAUUUGGAGUGUUGAGUUAAAGAACUAAACGUCUGACCAGACGAUUGAGGAUGAACAGUGAAUAAAGUUAGGUUGACAGUGCGGGGCCCAUUUUUAGCAAAUGAUGGUAUUUUUAUUGAUGGUAGUCCGACCCUGGUUCUGCCCGGUUAUAAAUAUGGGAUAAAACUAAUACUUUUCAGAAUUCGCAAGCAUUGUCACUACAUGUCUUAUAAACUGAACAAAAGUGCACACAUGCAUUAAUUUUGACAUAAACUGCAGUGUUUCACAAGUGACAGAUAAACAUCUCAAUUGACAUGUCGAAUUUUCUAGAUGAGUGCUCCAUACGUUAGAUUCCAAGAGAAACUUUUAGGUAAUGGUUAAGAUUCUUGUCAUAUUUGAAUUCUGGUUUCCUAUACAUAGGCAGGAAAUACAUAAAUCAUAUUUUGACUUUUAAAUCUGAUGUCAGUGAUGUUGUACAGUAAUACAUGUCGAUAUAUUGUGAUGAUAACGGAUAUAGAUAAUUGUAUCGAUAUUUAAAUCAUUUGGAACAGGUGUUAGCCUCAUUUAUGGCUUGUAAUAAAUUAUUAAAUUAUUGAUUAGCGAUUCAAUUGACGAGAUAUUUCAUAAUUAUUCGUUUAUCAGUGUAUAGUAGAAUUAAAUAAUCACUAACGGCAGAUUUCAAUAACCUUUCUAUUUAUUCGCUUACUAGAAAUAGGAACUAGAUGUUAUCUUGUCAAAUUUCUAUCUCUAGUUAGCAAAACGAUAGCUAGGUUAUUGAAAUCCGCGGUAAGACAGCAACUUUGAUGUUAUUAUGAAAACUUCUUGAAAAUGGAAACCCAAGUUUACUCAAGAUUUGUGUACAGUGACUUCAAGAUAAAUAGAUGUGUAAUAUUGACGAUUUUAAAUGAUAAUAAUUCAUUGAGAAGACUAUGUGAAUCAUGUAGAAUUUUGUCGUGAGGAAAUUGAAAAGUUGUAAAGUUCAUCAAUACUCUUUAGUAGAAGUUUGUUUAUAUAAAAUGGUGUUAUAUAAGAACACUGUUUUAUAUGAAUUAUGGAUACUUUACUCAUUGGUCAAAGAGGUCUCAUUAUUAUUACGGUCCCAAUUUUUUGUGACCGUAUUUUAGAAAGGUAUGUGGACAUUUUACAACUCCUGACAAAGAAAUUUGAUUCGACGAAUCGUUGAUUUAUUAAUAAUUUUAUUAUUGUACAAACAAACUAGUUUUAUGAUACUGAACUUUUGUUUUUUUUUUUGGUGUUGACUGAGACUUAAAGUAAGCGAUAGACUGACGAGUGAGAGUGAUUGUGAAAUGAAGAAAAAAAUAUAAUAUUUAUUUCAGUUUUUUUUAUUAAUAAAAAAAUUAGGACUUCUAUUUCAAAAUAUUCUGUGAGAUAAUUUACCUGUUCAAAAUAGUGAAGGCGUAAUUUCGACAACUGAAAAAGUUUUGGGCUAUUUAGAAAUAAUUUAAAAUCCCGAAAUAUAAAGUAAUUCAUAGUUCUUACUGUAUCAAAUUAAAAUUUUGUAGACCAUAGACCAACCAACCGACAGAUUAACCACUAAUUACUACAUAGACUCUAUUUAAUCAUCCUUGAAAGUUACUUAUGUAGUACAAAAAUAUUAACGUAUUUUAUACUGCCUUGAGAAAACAAGGUAACAGUACUUAUUUCAGUUACUUUUAUAAAGCUACCCUAUUGUUAUUAUCAUUUAAGAGAUCACGUUUGUUUUUCUUUUUUUUAUUAGUUUAUUUUAUCCAUCUUCAAAAAUAUUCAGCUUUUAGUUUUACUUUGACAGUUUCUUCAUAGAUGGGUAAAUACAGAGCAUGGAUUAGGUCUGCAACGGUCAGAAAUCUGACAGAUGGCACAUAGAUUGAUUUUCGCUCCUCAUACUUUAUUUUGUAGCAAAAGAUGUAUUUCAUUUCAAUCUACAGAUUUUUUAUGAUACUUAAAACUAGGCACAUGAAGUUCUCGUACAAAAACAACUCUCUCAGUAAAUUCGAAAUAAAAUAAUAUGUAUACCUUUAUAUUUAUAUAGUUCAUAAAUAUUAUGUGAUUAUAAAUAAAAUAUUGUUAGUGUUAGGUUUAUAAUGCAAUGCAAAUAUUAAAUCAAUAAAAAACGGAGAAAAUGUUGAGAGUAAGUGUAACUGCAAUGCAGUGUGUCUAUGUAUGAAAAGCCUAUAGUUGCAGUUAUUUGCUAUCUCAAAUGAUGGCCGAUAACAAAUAGCUCUUUACACAGUGGCCGAUGUUUGCGCAUUUUUACUUAUUAUUCAUUAAUUACAAGCAUUGGAAGAUCUAUACUUUAUUAGAUCUGUGGUCGGAAGGCACUCUCAUGCCAUUAUUUAGAGCCUUAAUAUGCACACUGCUCCCCGUGACGACGGGACCUUAACAUUAACUUAUUAUAGUACAUUAAAUAUUUAUGACUUUAUUGUAAAUAAGAAAAUAAUAUUGUACUUAAUUUUAUAGUUCGAGGAUCGAUGAUGUCGUUCUUUCAUCUGUAUUGUAUUUAAACAUUGUAAUUAUAUUUUUAACACCGUUCUGUGGGUGUUUUCUAUAGUAUGUGUAAAAUAUCUCUGUAAUAUAAACUGUAUGGCGUUAGUGCCAUUUUUUGUACAGUCAGCAACAUAAGUUGGUUAACACAAGUAAAUAUUGUCGUGAAGUGUUUCAUGUAAUUUCAAAGAAACAUAUGUUAUUUAUUAUUAACUGUUGACCAACUUGCGUAGCUAACUGUACUAUGGAUGUAUGUAUUUUUUUAACUGAUAUUAAGACUCCAUCGGUCCUUUGUAGCUUGUGGUAGCAAGCUAGUAAAAGCAUUUGUAGAAUUAAUCAAAAAUUGUCAGUAGGUGAAUAGAUGUGAUAAGCGACGUGGAUAUUUUACACUUGUAACACUAUCGUGCCCUCGUUUAUUUAGUAAAAAUAUAUAUUAAAAUGAUGUAAUUUUUCUUAUAUAAAACUGAAAAAAUGCGCAAGAUAUUUUCCUUGUUGGAUAUGUAAAUAAAAAUGUGUUGCAAGUGUACAAUAAUCCUAAUGUGUAUCAUUAAGUUGAUUGUAAAAUGAAUUGUCUUUCAAUAUACUAAUGUAUUGUAUAUUGAAAGACUUUCGUUUUAAUUAAUUACUGUCUUAUUGUUUCUGGUAGGUGCAAAUAUAGUUUUAGGAUUUUGGUAGUGAUAUCGGCUGGUCAAAAGAUUGAAUACACAAAUAGUAUACAAUAUUUGCAUUUACCAUUUAUUGCUAAAAAUAUGGCAUAUUGUAAAUAAAAAAAAGAAUUCUAUUUUUUUUGUUAUUAAUUGUACUUCUUUAUUUUUGUGUUGAGACAAGACGACGUAUUUCCGUUACUAUAGUUAUAAAGAAAUAAUAAAGAUUUUUCUGAUAAAUCUUCA
Helicoverpa zea (corn earworm) is the source of this 6199-nucleotide messenger RNA. RefSeq lists its product as uncharacterized. Gene Ontology annotation, cellular component: cytoplasm; ubiquitin ligase complex. The transcript has 12 exons. Gene Ontology annotation, biological process: protein polyubiquitination; positive regulation of proteasomal ubiquitin-dependent protein catabolic process; ubiquitin-dependent protein catabolic process. Gene Ontology annotation, molecular function: zinc ion binding; ubiquitin conjugating enzyme binding; ubiquitin protein ligase activity. The coding region runs from base 580 to 2535 and encodes 651 amino acids. The record is from RefSeq and is a predicted model, not a curated record. NCBI's taxonomy places the organism in Eukaryota, Metazoa, Arthropoda, Insecta, Lepidoptera, Noctuidae.